AUGGUAGUAGCAGAGGGAACAGUACAAACCUCGCCUCACGGCAGAAAUGCGCACACCUAUCAGUUUUAUGACUUCUACUGCUACAUGAUGGGUCUGGGUCAUGAUACCAGUGUCAGUCAGUCAGAGGAAGCAGCUGCUAUCCUGAUUUCCCUCACUUUUUCAGAAAAUGCUUCUGCAGCAAAGGCUUUGCAGCCACAAGACCCGCUUAGGCUACUCUGUGAGCAGCAGCCAGGCCCAGGCCAGCCUGCAGGAGGUAACUUGGCCGGAGCUGCUGCCACCACGGCGUGCAGAGUUGUGUGCCACAAGGCCGCCCUCCAGCCCGUGGCCUCUAGGAAGCCCUUCUGCUGCAGUGCAGGGCCUGUCCUUGGGGAAAACAGUUCCGUAACGUCUUCGAGGAGGCUGCGCGGGGCCGCGGCGGGGCCGCGGGCGCGGGCGGACCGGUUCGGGGGGGUGAGCGUGGACCUGGCGGAGCAGCGCGGCCGCCGCCGGCCGAGCCCGGCCGCCUUCCGACGGUGGCUGCAGGAUUCGGUUAAGCAGUGGCAAGAGGAGGGCAGGACAGCUGUCUGGCUGCACGUUCCCAUCCUCCAAAGUAGACUGAUACCUACGGCUGCUUUGCAAGGCUUUACUUUUCACCAUGCCGAAUCAGACUCCUCCACGCUGACGCUGUGGCUAGGAGAAGGGCCCAGCAAGUUACCGGGGUAUGCCACGCAUCAAAUAGGAGUUGCAGGUGCAGUUUUAGAUGAAAGCACUGGAAAGGUGUUGGUUGUACAAGACAGAAAUAGGACUGUAAAUGCGUGGAAAUUUCCAGGAGGCCUUUCUAAUCCAGGCGAAGACAUUGGAGACACAGCAGUUCGAGAGGUUUUUGAAGAGACUGGCAUCAAGUCUGAGUUCAAGUCCAUCCUAAGCAUAAGACAGCAACACAGACAUCCCGGAGCCUUUGGGAAGUCAGAUAUGUACAUCAUCUGUCGCCUGGAGCCUUCCUCCUUCACCAUCAGCUUCUGCCAGCAGGAAUGCCUGAGGUGCGAAUGGAUGGACCUCGAUGAGCUUGCCAGGACGAAACACACUACUCCCAUCACCAGCAACAUAGCUAAGCUAUUACUUUAUGGAUAUCGAGAAGGGUUUGAUAAGAUUGACAUAACCAUGAGAGAGUUUCCAGCUGUUUACACAGGCCUAUUCUACAAAUUAUACCACAGGGAGCUGCCGGAGUCCUACAGAAAUAUUACAGGAUAGGAACAAAUUUCACAUUUCAUUAAAUUAAUAAUUUAGAAUGUUUAUGGUCGAGUUAUUUGGACCAUGUUAAGAUUAUUCAUGGAUUACUUUUAGGAUGAAAGACAAUAUUCACUCUAUUUUCUCAUAAGCAAUAGAUAAUUUAAAUGGUAAAUAUUCCUUUAAUUGUGCAUCAGAUUAGUUUUCCUUUACUCUGUAAAGCAAAUAUAAGGUAAAUAAAACAGCUCUAUCUAGGUAUCUAGUAGAAAA
Messenger RNA from Rhea pennata, 1476 nucleotides. RefSeq names its product nudix hydrolase 6 (gene NUDT6). The transcript has 6 exons. Bases 1 to 1230 code for a protein of 409 amino acids. The record is from RefSeq and is a predicted model, not a curated record. NCBI's taxonomy places the organism in Eukaryota, Metazoa, Chordata, Aves, Rheiformes, Rheidae. Gene Ontology annotation, molecular function: NAD binding; ADP-ribose diphosphatase activity; NADH pyrophosphatase activity.